AUGACUGUAGACAUUACACUCAUCAAAACAAAGUCUCAACAGGUUAUGAGCCCUGCAAGCGCUUCUUGGGCAACCAACUUAUUUCACGAUGAUGAUAAGCUUAUGUCAGCGGUAAAUUUCAUGCGUUGGAAAACAAAAUUCACGAAUACUUUAAAUUCAUUUGAACCAUCAGUUGUUGACUAUAUUCGAACUGGUACUAUACCUUUUUCCCUCGAACAAUGUGGAGGUAAUGAACAAGUCAUUGAAAUUCAAACUGCUUAUGACCAACUCCUGUUAUUCUGGGUACACAUCUCAGUGUCACAGCCAGUAAAGAAUCGGAUAAAUCAGGAUCAAACUGGUUAUCAAAUAUAUCAUCUUCUGAUCAAAAAUUAUGGACACAUGUCCUUUAGACAGUUGUACAAAGAGUACUGUUCAAUUAACUCGUCAGAUGGACAAGGGCCUAUGGAAUGGGGAGCAAAAUGUGUCAAUCUACUUCAAUGGAAUCAAGAUCCAGCAGUAUGGUUA
Messenger RNA from Ogataea angusta, 504 nucleotides. RefSeq lists its product as uncharacterized. The record is from RefSeq and is a predicted model, not a curated record. The transcript has a single exon. Lineage: Eukaryota; Fungi; Ascomycota; Pichiomycetes; Pichiales; Pichiaceae. The annotation marks the transcript as partial.